AUGGUCGCCUACGUCGCAAAGGCCACCACCCGCGCAAUUCCCAUAGAGGAAGACGCACCGAGCCCCACCUCCGCCGUGGCGAGCGCCCUCCCCACGCCCCCCCACACGCCCCACGGGACAAAGUUCCACGAGCAGGCCCCGCCCCCCUCUCCCCCCCUCAUCUCGCUCGAGGACUUCAUUGUUCACAUAAUCAAGUCCUCCAACGUCCAAGUCCCCACCCUCCUCACCACCCUCAUCCUGCUCGACCGCCUCCAAUCCCGCCUGCCCAAGAUGGCAAAAGGCAUCCCCUGCACGCGGCAUCGCGUCUUCCUCGCGACGCUCAUCGUCGCAGCGAAGUACCUCAACGACUCGUCCCCGAAGAACAAACAUUGGGCCGCCUACGCCCGCAUCUUCGACAUCGCAGAGAUCAACCUCAUGGAGAAACAGCUCCUCUUCCUCCUUGACUAUGACCUCCGCUUCGACGAGGCCGAGGCGUGUGCCUUCUUCGCGCCGUUCAUG
Molecule: messenger RNA, 498 nt
Organism: Heterobasidion irregulare TC 32-1
Lineage: Eukaryota; Fungi; Basidiomycota; Agaricomycetes; Russulales; Bondarzewiaceae
Exons: 2
Biological process (GO): regulation of cyclin-dependent protein serine/threonine kinase activity
Cellular component (GO): nucleus; cyclin-dependent protein kinase holoenzyme complex
Molecular function (GO): cyclin-dependent protein serine/threonine kinase regulator activity; protein kinase binding
Source: RefSeq, a predicted model, not a curated record